CGUCACCGCAGGGCGGGUCAAGCAUUCCUGGUGUCUCUACUUUUGUCUCGACGUGGAGGAGGCAGGCAGCAAACUGGACGCUGUCUGGAAAUUCAGGAGCCCCAAACGUCACGUGUUUCUGACUGACCACAUCAGGUCAAUCACAGAAAAUGGCUGGAAAGAUAACAAAAGAAGAAGAGGAGGAGCUGAGGGAGAUCUUUGGGAAAAUUGACCUGGACGGCAAUGGUUCCAUCUGUGAUUAUGAACUGAGUGAGCUCCUUAAGGAUGCUGGCCAUGCCCUGCCUGGAUACAUGGUCCGUGAAAUCCUCCAGAAACUGGAUCGCAACCAGGACAAUAAGAUCAGCUUCGAUGAGUUUUUGGCGAUUGUCAAGGAGCUGAAGGGCAGUCAGAUAGCAAAGACCUUCCGCAAGGCCAUCAACAGAAAAGAGGGCAUCCUGGCAAUUGGAGGGACGUCCGAGCUUUCAAGUGAAGGCACACAACACUCGUUCUCCGAGGAGGAGCGAUACGCUUUUGUGAACUGGAUCAACAGUGCUCUGGAAAAAGAUCCUGACUGUCAGCAUGUCCUGCCCAUGGAUCCCAACACAGACUCCCUCUUCACGUCUGUGGGAGACGGAAUAGUGCUCUGCAAAAUGAUCAACCUGUCCGUGCCAGACACCAUUGAUGAGAGGACCAUUAAUAAGAAGAAGCUGACACCAUUUACAAUACAGGAGAAUCUGAACCUGGCUCUGAACUCUGCGUCUGCCAUUGGUUGCCAUGUGGUAAACAUCGGUGCCUUAGACCUGAAAGAAGGGAAACCACAUCUGGUGCUGGGCCUGCUCUGGCAGAUCAUCAAGAUCGGCCUGUUUGCUGACAUUGAGCUCAGCAGAAAUGAAGCCCUGGCGGCAUUGCUGAGAGACGGGGAAACUCUGGAGGACUUGAUGAAGCUGUCGCCAGAAGAGCUGCUGUUGCGCUGGGCAAACUACCACCUGGAAAGUGCUGGCUGGCAGAAGAUAAACAACCUGAGCUCAGACAUCAAGGAUUCAAGGGCCUACUUCCACCUUUUAAAUCAAAUAUCUCCGAAAGGCGCAGAGGAGGAUCAGCCACGCAUCGACAUCAACAUGGCAGGCUUCAGUGAGAAAGACGACCUGAAGAGGGCAGAAGCCAUGCUGGUGCAGGCCGACAGGCUCGGCUGUCGACAGUUCGUCACCCCAGCCGACGUCGUCAGUGGGAACCCCAAACUCAACCUUGCUUUUGUGGCCAAUCUGUUCAACAAAUAUCCAUCACUGACCAAACCUGAGAACGAGGACAUCGACUGGGGACUGUUGGAGGGUGAGACGAGAGAAGAGAGGACAUUUAGAAACUGGAUGAACUCCCUUGGAGUGAACCCCCAUGUGAAUCAUCUGUACGCAGACCUACAGGACGCCCUGGUGAUCCUGCAACUGUACGAGAAGAUUAAAGUGCCUGUUGACUGGAACAACAAGGUCAACAAACCUCCAUAUCCCAAACUGGGAACCAACAUGAAAAAGUUGGAGAAUUGUAACUAUGCAGUGGAACUGGGCAAAUCAGCCAAGUUCUCCCUCGUUGGCAUCGGUGGGCAGGACCUGAACGAUGGCAACGCUACCCUGACUCUGGCACUGGUGUGGCAGCUGAUGAGAAGAUACACGUUGAAUGUACUGGAGGACCUGGGCGACGGACAGAAAGUAAAUGAUGAAAUCAUUGUAAACUGGGUGAACAAAACUUUGGCAGAGGCUGGAAAAUCAACCAAGAUUUCAAGUUUUAAGGACAAGGAGAUCAGCAGCAGUCUGGCAGUACUGGAACUGAUAGACGCCAUCCAGCCCGGCAGCAUCAACUACGAGCUGAUAAAAACCGGCAGCCUCUCUGAAGACGACAAGCAUGAGAAUGCAAAAUAUGCCAUCUCUAUGGCGAGGAAGAUCGGCACCCGUGUCUACGCUCUACCGGAUGAUCUCGUGGAGGUCAAGCCCAAAAUGGUGAUGACGGUCUUUGCCUGCUUGAUGGGCCGAGGGAUGAAGCGCGCCUAAACAGCUGGCUGAGGCUCAUUGUGACUGUCACCCCUACCAACCAGCCUUUAGCAUUUUGUAUGAGCUGCCCCAACUGAAGGAAUUUUUCUUUUUUUUUCUUCUUUUUUUUUUUUGGUUUUGAUCGAGUCAAAAUGGUCCUCCUCUUUAAGGUGAGGCGUCAACACUUACAUCUCUAAAGAGAUGGCUCUCGUCAACCUGUUACUCAGUAUGCAGAACUCUUUAUGUAUAAGAAUGCUGUUUUUUAAAGCAAGUAUGCAUAUUUCCAGCUGCAAGUUAGUUUACAUAUUUUUACUCAGACUGAUACGUAAAUUAUCGCCUUGACGAAGCAACAUACAUUCCUGAAUACUUAUGAAUAUACGCUUGAGAAGGCCAAAAAUGAGAAAGAUGAGGCUGGAUGUUUCAGUGGAGCACGUGUCCAAAAAAAGAAAAGCCUAAACAUCGCCUCUCACUUAAGGAAGUACAAGCAAGUCUUAGUAACAGGCAUCAUGGACACCUACACAUCUGUAUACAGAAGCCAUAAGGUCAAAUUAUAAUGAAGACCAGUCUGAUGUGCUGAUUGUAUUCUUUUACUCGUCUUGUUUGUUUCUUGGGAUUAUGAUGCUAUGUGCUGUAAAUGCUGUUUUUUGGGACGGGGGGUUGUCUGGUCUAUGUAGUAUUGGGCGUCUUAUCUUGUUGGGGUUCCUCACAUUGAAUUUUGAGCAGGCUAACUAGGCUCUCCUGGCUUCUGCUGUGCCUUCUGCUCUCAAGGACAAGUUAUACUUAUGCUUUGAGGUUUUUCCUCUUUCUUUCGUAUUCAUCAUUACCAAAUAUAAACAAUAAGUUCAUUCCAGGUAGCUCCAUGAUAUUCUACGACAGUGGCCAAAUUGUAUUUGGUCUUUUGUUGAUGUCUACUCCUAAGUGCUUCUCAUGUAACAAUAAACAUGACUUUAAACUGCUAA
Molecule: messenger RNA, 2956 nt
Organism: Cololabis saira (Pacific saury)
Lineage: Eukaryota; Metazoa; Chordata; Actinopteri; Beloniformes; Belonidae
Gene: pls3
Product: plastin 3 (T isoform)
Exons: 16
Coding region: 150-2018 (622 amino acids)
Biological process (GO): actin filament bundle assembly; actin filament network formation
Cellular component (GO): actin filament; actin filament bundle; cytoplasm
Molecular function (GO): actin filament binding; calcium ion binding
Source: RefSeq, a predicted model, not a curated record